AUGAUCCCCGACGAUACUAGUGAGCCUGCACCCGGCGCAUCGGAGCAAUCUGCCUGCCUGGAAGCCAGUUCAAAACGUGCUCGCAGGUGUAUCGUCCACCAUGCUGCAGGUCCUGAGGCAGCCAAUUCUUUUCAGCCGCUGGCUGUUCAUGAACAAAGUGGGCCAUCCAAGCCCAGAAACUUCAAAGCCAAGCUUUAUCAACAGAUGGAAGACAUAUUCGAGAAGGUCUACUCUCGGAAAAUUACUUGCACUUGUAGUGCCGGAAACACCAAUGCGAAGAAACACGUUCUUUGGUGCACCCAAUCUACCCUGGACCAUCACGCAAAAACAUACCAGUGGUCUGUUCGUAAUUUUCGCCUUCAAUCAUCCCACGAGGAAGCGAGCGGUUUAUCAUGGCGCAAUUACCAACUCUCCAGAGCCAUGGACGGGCAAGAGCAGCCGUUUCCUCAGGGGCAGAGCCAGGCGCCAUUUCCUUGCCGGUGCUCGCCUGUUUUGAAAAUUACUGAGCUAGAGGAAAGAUCCCACUCAAUUGGACCAUCAUCCCCCUCAAAGGUCGUGACCCCUUCGGAGGUUGACCACUUGAUACCGGGAAGGGCUGCUCAUUCAGACUCUGGUGGUAAAUGGAUAGACUUCACUUUCAUUUCACAGCCGGUAAAGUUUCGCUCUCUUCCACUGGGAAGACGGAGCCUGGUCUCGCAGACUUUUCCUGAAUCAACAAUAUCGCUAGUGGUUCCUCGAUUAAACUUCGCGGCGGAUUACCCCACCCAGUCUGUGAAGGUUAAAUCUGCAACGCUAAUCCCCAAACCACAAGCUAUCAUCCUUGCAUUUAGCCUUUCAAUUUUAUUGAGCCUCAUCAUUGUGGUUUAUUGUUAUGUUCGUGGCAAAAGGUUUGAACGUCGAAAAGAUUCGAGCAGACACCGAGACAUUCCAAAUCAACCGCGAUUGUUUAGUUCGUCUACGAGGGAAGCGAGCCAUCGAGUGACCAUAAAGGCUGUGCCUCCGAGUCCACCGAAGCUCUCAAGAAACACUGCAAGCAAUCCGAGAGCUGUUCGAAGUCUACCAGCCCAUCGCGACUUCGGCAUCCUCCACCCAAUUGAAACCUCUAUCGCAUCCGAAAGAAUGAGCGAUGUAACUCCGCCGUUGGACAUGCCGCAGGGAGAGAACGAGAUGGAUCAGCACCAAGACGUUGCGAUCCACACUUCUUUACGAAGCCGUAUUGUUUCUCUCACAGCUAGCUUUAGCACACCCACAGCCAGUCCGACUUGUCAAAGUGCAGAUGAGGCUUCAUUUCCUAACUGCACAGAAACACCUCCACAAGGCAAUUUGUCAUGCCCGAGGGAAUGCAACCUGAAAGCGAGUGGAAAAAGUGUUUCCUCUCUCAACGGUAUACUCCAGCCUAUUGAUUUUUCGGGCUUUGAACGAGACAUGGAGUGUGAAAGCGCCGAAAUCCCAUCGUCUUCAACGUCUAUGAAGGAGCGGUCGGCCACAACAGCUUCUUCCAUGCGACGACGGUCUUAUAUUGUAGCAGAUAGACUAUCCUCAAUCUUACGACCAUCCAUGUCGAGUGGCUUCUCGGAUUCCAGCUCAAAACCACUACCUCUCAGGCGUCUCAAGACAAGUUACGGGAUAGGAGAUGAAUUUGACUCGGACGAGGAGCAAGACCAGGCGGCGCUUUCCAGAUUCUUGCGAAUGCAAUACGCGGAGUGGCAGGUUGAGCAACUUUCUCGCGCCGAUGGAGGAUUGGAAACCGACAAUUGCUCCUCUUCUGUUGGAUUCCGCGCCAUUGAAAAACAACGACGGCGUUCCACCGUGUUUUCAUGUAUGGAGCCAGCUUCCCUAAGGAGCACGAAGAGGGGCAGCUUUGCAUCGAUGAAAGCGCCGAAGGGGGCAAAGGGCCAUCUGCAUAGCCACUUCAACUACAAUCCACCAUCGCCUCAUGAUUUUACUCCCAAUUCAAUCUCGCCAAUGUCAAGUUACCCGGUGAUGCACGAACCAGACCAACCAACGCUAGCCAACGCAACUUCAUCUUCUCCAAAUUAUCCUUCCAAGGGCAAGUCAAGAUUUACAUCGGUGCUUUUAGCCCAGGACGCUCAGUUUUGUGCAAGCCCCAAGAGUCUAAGCUCACAGAGCCAUACAAACAUACCACCGCCUGCCGAUUCGCCGUAUGAACAGACUUACGAGGAUCCAAAAGAGCUAGGCCAACAGCAAGUACCCUCAACUCUGGCAGCUUAUAAGAAGAAACACCGACAUUCCAAAUCCGCACCAAUGAACAUCUUCAGAGACUCGUCCAUCGACCUUGAACCAAUCGAAGAGAUCAAGCUAAGCGUGACCAACCCUGAUCUUGACUUGAAUGAAUCGGAAACUCAGCGAAAACCUCCAGUUCCUUUACAGAAUGACAUGCAACCAACCCAACCCAUCUCCCCGACAGGCGUUGAGGAAACAUCGUCCUCAGCAGUAGAUGCGCAUUCCCCUGAAGAUGACGAGAGCAAUCUAGAAGAAACAAUCGAUACCGACAAGAUUGAAGCAAUCGAAAAAUACUCCAUGGAUACUCCCCAGAAAACUGACGACGGCGAAACACCCUCCGACUCAUCCAAGCUAUCUAAGCGCCGAAGCUGGUUAAGCUCAUCUCUGUCACUCAAAAUACUACCCGGCAGUCCUUCCAAGAAAGCCAUGGCACUCAACAUGAGUCCAGCUCGACUGAAAAAAUCCCUUAGCAUUGGAGGCCGGAUGAGUGCGCGAGAAAUGAAAGCAGGGCUGCAUCCUCUUGAUCUCGAAAUACCAAGUCCUAACAAUCACGAUUCUCACCCAGGUUACGCCAACGCUGCAGCAAGUCCAAGCAUCAAAGACACAACCAUUCCUCAUCCAACUGAUCCUCAACCGAGUCCCAAACAACACGAGUUGUGCAAAAGUUCAAGCUCAAGUCUGACUACCCUCUUUGGACUUUUCUCGAAAUCCAAAAGAUCGUCGAAUCUUCUGCAUCAAGAAUUCUUAGGGAUAGCCUCGAGUCCAUCACCGACGUCUGAAUUUAUGAGUUCAACCUGCUCGUCGUACUCUGGAAAUCACUCAUUGAACUUAUUCGAGUUGAGCAAGCUGAACGGUUCUCAAGGCACCCGAAGCAGUACCACGACUGCCAUGCAUUCUCCGGUGAUGGAUGGAUCCAACUCAAUCCACACCAAUCCUUACGGCUCUGCGCGAUGUUCGUGCGACGAUAUUGAUCAUGCCAACUCGACCUGCGGCCGAGCUGAUCAUGAUGCCGCACAGAUACGAUGGAAAUCCAGACUGAACUCAGUCGGCUCAUUUAUCGAUGAAUUGGAAACCAUCAAUCAAACGCCUCAGUCUGGACUUGUCAUCGCCAAUCCUGAUAUGACAUACUCCAAUGAAACCGUAUCCAACAAAUAA
This is a messenger RNA of Puccinia triticina, 3399 nucleotides long. RefSeq lists its product as uncharacterized. The record is from RefSeq and is a predicted model, not a curated record. Bases 1 to 3399 code for a protein of 1132 amino acids. The transcript has 3 exons. NCBI's taxonomy places the organism in Eukaryota, Fungi, Basidiomycota, Pucciniomycetes, Pucciniales, Pucciniaceae.